AUGUCAAUGUCUGCUGUUAUCAAACCUUCAAAUAUCUUGUCAGCUGAACAUCACGCCUCGAGACUAAAUUACCCUCUUACUAAAAUGCAACAAUUAAAUAUGGCUCCUGCUAUCCAACCUUCUUCAAUACCCACCGUUCAUCAAUCUAUAAUCAAUAAUUGUACUGAACCAGAAGUUGAUUGCGUCGAUGAUUCCUUACACGAGGAUGAAUCUCAAUUGACUCCUGACUCUCCAAAGAGUGGGAUACUUCCUCAUUUUGAAUAUGUGUCUUACGAUAGAGUUCAAGAUCUCUAUGAACAACGAAAGGGUCAUUUCUAUUUUAUCCCUGAUGGUUUUGAACCCGUUUUGGUUCCAAAUGACUCUAAAGCUUCUGCUGUAACAAACUUAUUGGAAAAUUCUAAACCUGUCUCAUCUGCUCCUAACGUUUCAAGGAUGCUUCCAGAUUCUGAUGUUCGUCUUCCAUCCUUUGCUCUCCCUUGCGGUGUUGCUGGCUCAAAGAAAGACAAUUCCGCAAAUGGUAAAAAUGGUAAAAUCAAGAAACCUCCAAGACCUCCAAACGCUUUUAUUUUAUACCGUCGUGCCAAACAACCACAAAUCGUUGCUCAACAUCAAGGAAUUUCUAAUAAUGAUGUAUCUAAGGAAAUUGGUAGGAUGUGGCAUGAAGAACCUUUAGAAGUUCGCCUCAAAUUCCAAAAAAUGGCUGAAGCUGCAAAAGAAGAACAUAUGAAAAAAUACCCUGAAUAUAGAUAUAGGCCCAGACGUCCUCAGGAAAGGAAACGACGAAUCCCUACCUCCUCACGAGAUGCUUCAACCAGACGUGUCUCUGCUCCUGGCUUACCACAUAAUUUACUUGUAGAUAACAAGAUUUCAGGAUCUAGACGUAUCCCUUCAGGAUUAAACGAUUCUGAUGGUUAUCUUUCUGACUCUCAAUUGAUGGCAAUGCAAAAUCAACAAUCUUUCCGAACAAAUGGUGAUUUUGAUAAUCAUAUGUUCUAUGCAAGUCCAACAAAUACUUCUCAACAAGAAACAUUUGGUUUUAUCGAUAAUUCCAUGCCACAUCAAUUUUCCUAUGUUCAGAAUACUUAUGAUAAUUGUCCAACCGAUUUCGCAUCCUUUGAUGUUGAAUUUGAUGAAUAUGAUUAUAAUGGUCAAAUUGCUUCGCUAGAUUAUCCCAUAACUGAUCAAUAUUCACAAUAUGCGAUAUACAUACUCCCCUAUCGAAAAUAUUCGUAUGUUUCCGUAUUCGAUUUCACUUUACAUUUUUUAAAAUUAGCGUAA
Cetraspora pellucida is the source of this 1278-nucleotide messenger RNA. The record is from the annotation of a GenBank genome assembly. Lineage: Eukaryota; Fungi; Glomeromycota; Glomeromycetes; Diversisporales; Gigasporaceae.